GGCGGCGGAGCCGGACCAGCCCAAGAGCCGCGGCCGGGAGCGGGCGGCGGGCGGCGGGGGGCCCCAGGCCGCAGGGCCGGCGCGACGGUAGAGGCCGGCGCUGCGCCGCGCGGACCAGCAGCAGGCAUGAUGAGCACCAAGGCCUUUACGUUGGUCUCUGCCGUUGAACCGGAGCUGCUGAUGGGUGACAAAGAGCGAGUCAGCAUAGAGUGUGUGGAGUGCUGUGGCAAGAACCUCUAUGUGGGAACCAGCGACGGCUUCAUCUACCACUUCCUGCUGGAGGAGAGGACCCUGCCCGCAGGGACAGCCACAUUCACUGCCACGAAGCAGCUGCACAAACACCUGGGUUUCAAGAAGCCAGUGAGUGAGCUGCGAGCGGCAUCGGCCCUCAACAGGCUGUUGGUGCUCUGUGACAACUCCAUAACUCUGGUCAACAUGCUGAGCCUGGAGCCUGUCCCCUCAGGGGCCCGCAUCAAAGGGGCCUUGGCGUUGGCCUUGAAUGAGAACCCCGUGAGUGCGGACCCGUUCUGUGUGGAGGUCUGCAUCAUCUCUGUCAAACGCAGAACCAUCCAGGUGUUCAUGGUGUACGAGGACCGGGUUCAGAUUGUCAGGGAAGUGUCCACGCCGGAGCAGCCCCUGGCCGUGGCCGUGGACGGCCACUUCCUGUGCCUGGCUCUGACCACCCAGUACAUCAUCCUGAACUACAACACGGGCGCCUCCCAGGACCUCUUUCCUUACUGCAGUGAGGAGAAGCACCCCAUCGUCAAGAGGAUAGGGAGACAGGAGUUCCUCCUGGCGGGCCCGGGAGGACUGGGCAUGUUCGCCACAGUGGCUGGGAUUUCUCAGCGAGCUCCUGUGCACUGGUCAGAGAACGUGCUCGGGGCGGCCGUCUGCUUCCCGUACGUCAUAGCGCUCGAUCAGGAAUUCAUCACAGUUCACAGCAUGUUGGAUCAGCAGCAGAAGCAGACCCUGCCCUUUAAAGAAGGACACAUUCUACAGGAUUUUGAAGGAAGAGUGAUUGUCGCCACAAGUAAAGGAGUUUACAUCUUGGUUCCAUUACCUCUGGAAAAACAAAUACAGGAUCUUCUAGCAAGCCGUAGAGUGGAGGAGGCUUUGGUUUUAGCAAAAGGAGCCCGGAGGAACAUUCCGAAGGAAAAAUUUCAGGUAAUGUACAGAAGGAUUCUGCAGCAGGCGGGUUUUAUACAGUUUGCACAACUUCAGUUCCUGGAAGCUAAAGAGCUCUUCAGAAGCGGCCAGCUUGAUGUCCGGGAGCUGAUCUCUCUCUACCCCUUCCUGUUGCCCACCUGCUCUUCAUUCACACGGUCUCACCCUCCCCUCCACGAGUAUGCAGACCUGAACCAGCUGACCCAGGGGGACCAGGAGAAGGUGGCCAAGUGCAAGCGCUUCCUCAUGAGCUACUUGAAUGAGGUCCGCAGCACGGAGGUAGCGAAUGGCCAUAGAGAAGACAUCGACACGGCGUUGCUCAAGCUGUACGCGGAGGCAGACCACGACAGUCUGCUGGACCUCCUGGUCACCGAGAACGCCUGUCUCCUAACAGACAGCGCUGCCUGGCUAGAGAAGCACAAAAAGUAUUUUGCCCUUGGACUGCUCUAUCAUUAUAAUAACCAAGACGCGGCUGCAGUGCAGUUGUGGGUGGACAUUGUGAACGGGGAUAUUCAGGACUCCACUCGCGCAGACCUGUACGAGUACAUCGUUGAUUUCCUCACCUACAGCUCCAAUCAAGAACUAGUGUGGAAGUAUGCCGACUGGGUCCUGCAGAAAAGUGAGGAGGUUGGAGUUCAAGUUUUCACCAAGAGAUCUUUGGACGAGCAGCAGGAGAACAGCUUUAAUCCAGAUGAUAUUCUCAGGUGCCUUCAGAAGUACCCGAAGGCUCUUGUUAAAUAUCUGGAACAUCUGGUUAUAGACAGGAGACUGCAGAAGGAAGAGUACCACACGCACCUAGCAGUGCUGUACCUGGACACAGUGCUGCAGCACAGGGCUGGCACCAGUGGCAAGAGCUCUGAAGUCACCGAGACACAGGCCAAGCUCCGGCGCCUGCUGCAGAAAUCCGACCUCUACCGAGUCCACUUUCUGAUGGAGAGAGUCCAGGGCGCGGGCCUGCCCAUGGAGAGCGCCAUCCUGCACGGGAAGCUGGAGGAGCACCAGAAGGCCCUGCACAUCCUGGUGCAUGAGCUGAGGGACUUCUCGGGGGCCCAGGACUACUGCCUAUGGCGCUCCGAGGGCAGAGACCCGCACUACCGGCAGCAGCUCUUCCACACGCUGCUCGCCAUGUACCUCAGCCCCGGCCCGUCCACACCCGAGCUGGCCGUGGCCGCCGUGGACCUCCUGAACCAACACGCCACAGAGUUCGACGCUGCCCAAGUCCUGCAGCUGCUGCCGGGCACCUGGUCGGUACAGCUGCUCUGCCCGUUUUUGACGGGGGCCAUGAGGGACAGUGUCCACACCAGGAGGACCGCCCAGGUGGCUGUCGGCCUGGCCAAGUCUGAAAACUUAAUCUACAAAUAUGAUAAGAUGAAGUUGAAAGGAAGCUCAGUUCGGCUCUCAGACAAAAAGCUGUGCCAGAUGUGCCAAAACCCCUUCCGUGAGCCCGUGUUUGUUAGAUAUCCAAAUGGUGGUCUCGUUCACACCCACUGUGCUGCCAGCAGACACACGAACCCCAGCUCCCCCAGCCCCGGCACUCGGACUUGAAGAGGCCACCGAGGGCGCCAGGGCGACCCCAAGUUCUUUACCCAGCCUGCUGGAAGCAAAGAGCAGAAAGCCUCUGCACUACAUCAGCCAAGACAGAGGGAUGACAUCUGGGUGCCGGGGAGACUUCAGUCACUGUGAAACCGGGACACUUCCCUGCUGACCACCCUGCAUUGAAUGUAAAAGGAAAAUCCGAAAAUAGAGACAUGCAAGAGUUCGCCCACCCAGGUACAGAGUCAUCCAAAGCAGCUGUCCACUUGGAAAGAAAAAUGAGCCUUCCCUGUGCGCUCCAGACAAACUGGACAACCCCGACCCCUAUGCCCAAUCUUCAGAUAGCCAUUCUCACUGGAAACAUUUGCUUCAGGGUGGCACAGAGGUGACACCUUCUCUCGGCCAGGUGAGUGGCCAGGGUGCAGAGUCCUGUGCGGGCGGGUUUCGCUGUCACACGUGCUCCAUCCACACAGCACAGCCACUGGUGUCCUGUCUGUUUCCAGGAUGACCUCGUGGCUCUGCCUUUGCCCUUGGCAGUGGCUGACCUGAGGGAAGUGUUUCUGUUCCUUCCUGCUUCCCCUCUGGCUCUCAGCCACAGAAAGGUUCUGCCUUGUUUACCCCAGCACUCCCUUUGGGGUAACUUUGUGUGCUUCUGGCUGCCUAGCAAGUGAAGACCUAUAAGGAACUAAUGAAGUGCAAGAGAGAAGCUGCCGCCACCCUUCCUGAAGACGACGGCAGAAAGGGAACCCGUGGUGGGGAAGGGCCCAGGCCUGUGUCGCUUCACUGUCACGUCAUCUGCUGAUCUGAAACGCCACAAUUCACGUGUGUAACUAAGAAUUUUUAUUUCAAGUUACAUCAUCUUUGUCGUUUUGCUCUUGUUUAGAAAUUAGUCUUUCGUAUUCGUGAGGGGUGUUUUUUCUUGUUAAAAUGUACCUCCUACUGAAUACUUGGGAAAUUAAAAGGGAAAUGUUAUGAGUGCAAACCGAGCAUAAUUUGGAAGAGGCCGGUUUUACCCUCACACUCUCAGCAGGGCAGGCAGUGGGUGACAGCUGCCUUUGCACGUGGCAGAGACGUCACCUUUCUUGCAGGUGAUGCCACACUCCCUCCGAGGAAGACCAGUCAGGCCACCUCACCUCCCAGCACUUUACACACCUGCUCCAAGGUGUCCUGACCACACAGGAAAAAUGCCUCUUGGUCAUCAGACUGAAAAUUCAUUUUGUGUUCCUGUCAAACGACUGAAGCUGUUGUUACUUCACUGCCCUCUUUUGAAUCUCUUCAUUUUGAUUACUGAUUCUGUUAAGGCACUAACAACAAAGACACUGUACCCCCGGCGUAGCACUUGGAAAACAAGCAUCAGUUUCUGUGUGUGCGAAGAGAGGACUGUGGUGCACUCCUUCUCCUUCAGCCUAAGCCUUACAGAGAGGUCAUGAAGAGCUCAUUCUCCGUUCUUUAAAAAAUGUUUUCUCUACUAAUAAUGGUCAGUGUUCCUUUUCCUUUUGUGAUGCUAACUGGGCCAAGAAAGCAAAGGCAUCCAUGCAUUCUUUCCUAACUAUGUCUCCAUGACCUAAAGAAUAAAUGAAGAAGUAACUCUCCUUGUGAAUCCACCAUAUGCUGUGUAAAUUGGUAACGGGUUCAAAGCCCAGUCAUGAGUUUCACCCUGUGGAUGGAUGACUGUUGUGGAAUCGUCAUAUGACUACUGUGCACACUGUCAUGACAACUUGGGAGCUUGGAUUUACUCCUCAGAGAACAUUCGCACAUGCAACAUUGCACUUUUAAAAGCACUGUCUCUCUCUACUCAAAAUGGGUAAAAUCUUGAAAAAGCCUUGCGAUUGCUCAUUCCUAACUUGAGGGCACUAGUCUUUUUUUCCUCUGAACGUUGAUCAAUAUUUGAAACAUUUGUUAUGCUUUAGAAUAAUGGGAAUUAAAGUUGUACUGUUUUCCAUCUCCACCGAAUCCUCUAAGACAGGCAGAAGUCUGUGACACUGUGCAGAAUUAUCUCCUGUGUUAAAAACCAUACCUUUGUCAAACUCCCACAAGGCUCUUAAAUCAUAUUUUUAAAAGAAAUACAUGGUUCUUACUACAGGCCUGCUGUUUUGUGACUGUGCUGUUGAAUCGAGCAACUAGAGCCCUCAAUCAGCCCUUUUUCCCCUCCCUAGGUUCAGUGUAACCAUUCUAGUUAAAACAGCAUGAAUGAACUCAGUUGACAUUAAUAUUCCACAGGCAAUACUAUUUAAUUCUAUGAACUGUUAAUCUGCUGUUGCCUACCAAGUAUUAAGGUGGGAGUGCCACCUAAGCUGUGGCACGCUGGGCCUGAGCUCAGAGCUGGAACGCCCUUGCCCAGGAGUAAAGGUGCCGGCGAGCUUCCAGAGUGCCAGGAGGCUCAGGUGGCCGCAGGGUGGCACCAUCCAACUGACGCCUGUCACACCGCUAGCGUAGCCCUUGCUUCUUGCUUGCUGUCCCUAUGGAAGCCGUUGUCCUUGCAACUUUCCCCUUCGGCCCUGGUUGGGUCCCAAAUACACAAGAUGUACAAAUGUAAACUUGUUGAUUUUAUUAAAAUUCUUGUAAUUCUUU
Messenger RNA from Rhinolophus ferrumequinum (greater horseshoe bat), 5268 nucleotides. It is a transcript of the gene TGFBRAP1, whose product is annotated as transforming growth factor beta receptor associated protein 1. Gene Ontology annotation, biological process: vesicle-mediated transport; endosomal vesicle fusion; intracellular protein transport. The transcript has 12 exons. Bases 127 to 2709 code for a protein of 860 amino acids. The record is from RefSeq and is a predicted model, not a curated record. NCBI's taxonomy places the organism in Eukaryota, Metazoa, Chordata, Mammalia, Chiroptera, Rhinolophidae. Gene Ontology annotation, cellular component: membrane; cytoplasm.